This is a messenger RNA of Erythranthe guttata (spotted monkey flower), 3266 nucleotides long. The record is from RefSeq and is a predicted model, not a curated record. Lineage: Eukaryota; Viridiplantae; Streptophyta; Magnoliopsida; Lamiales; Phrymaceae.
GUUUGGUCAACUGUAAAUUACAAAAUUGCCACUACCUAAACAACGUUUCUUCUCCCGUGAACAUUACGGUUUCUUCUUCUUCCACCACUCCCCCUCAAGAUAUCCCCAAAUUGAAGCCCUAACUCAUCAAAAAUCAAGAUCCAAAAAGUGAUCGAUUUUGCCCGGUUCAAAGAAAUCAGUCAUGCACACAAUCGUGUUGCACUAUGGAGGUACUUUUGGGAUGGAAACUCCUAUCCUAUAUAUGGGGGGUAAAUCGAAGCAAUUUGAUGAUGUAGAUCCAGAAAAGUUUAGCAUGGCUGAUUUGAGAAAUUGGAUUCAAGGGUUGGGCUUCACAGAAAAGGUGAAUGUGUGUUAUGUCUCGCCAACGUGUGUUUUGGGUGACGAGUUGAGAAUGGUUUGCUCGUAUUCUGAUAUGGUGGUUAUGUUCGCGGAGUACAAGGAUAUCGAUGCGAUACAUCUAUAUUUAGAGUAUGAGAUAGAGUUUGAUGUCUUGAAAGAUAUUGAGAUCGGCUUUGAGAGGUAUAAAGGUAAACAAACUUUUGUUGAUGAAGAUGGUGAGAUGUCAACUCAUAAUGAGGGCUUAGCAGAGGAUAGUGAUUUAUCAGAGUCCAGUUCUGAAAAUAUAGAAACCAACGCAAGUCUGCAUGAUGAACUCAUACAUCAUAGUGAUUGUGAUAGUGAAAUGAAUGACACUCCAUUGAACUCUGAUGAAGAAAGAGAUAAUGUCAAUCCUAUUUUUGAUGAAGUUGAGGAUAUGAAAAAUCCUAAAUUAAGGCUGGGGAUGAUUUUUAAAGAUGCUGCUACAUUCAGAAAAGCUCUAAGAGAACACUCUAUCAAAAAAGGAUAUAAUUUUGAAUUUCUGAAGAAUGAAGGUGAUAGAGUUACUGUUAAGUGCGUUGAUGAAUGCCCAUUUAGAGUCCAUGCAUCUAAAAUGCAAGGAUCCAGGACAUUUCAAAUCAAGAGUUUGAUUGAGCAUUGCAUUCAUCCAAGAAGAUAUGAGUUAAAAAGUGUUACAAGUACUUGGUUAGCAAAUAAGUACCUUAACAAACUCAUAGAUGAUCCCAAAUGGGACGUAAAUGCAAUCAGAAAGACUGUGAGGAGAGAGCAAAGUGUUUUUGUGUCAAAAAAACAGGUCUACAGAGCCAAGUCCAAAGCUCUUGAAGCAAUUGAGGGAAAUCAUAAAGAAGAUUUCACUAGGAUUAGAGACUAUUGUGGAAUGAUUUUAAAGACAAAUCCUGGUAGUGUAGCAUGUGUUACAGUUGAGAGAUCCUGGCCAGGUUGUGCACCUUUCUUCCAAAGGGUAUUUGUACAGUACGCAGCACAGAUCAAAGGUUUCAAAGCUGGAUGUAGGCCUGUGAUAGGCCUUGAUGCAUGUCACUUAAAAGGACCAUAUGGUGGACAAAUGAUGCAUGCAGUAGCAAGAGAUGGAAAUAAAAAAAUGUUUCCAUUGGCCAUGGCAGUAGUAGAAGCUGAAAAUAAGGAUUCAUGGACUUGGUUCUUGAAUUUGCUUGGUGAUGUAAUUGGCAGGCCUGAAGAAAUGGGGUGGAUUUAUAUCUCAGAUAGACAAAAGGGUUUAACACAGAGUUUCAAGAAUAUUAUGCCUGGAGCUGAACACAGAUAUUGCAUGAGACAUUUAUAUGCAAAUUUCAAAAAUGUGUACAAGGGAGAUGAUCUGAAAAACUUAGUGUGGGGUGCUGCAUAUGCAUACACAAAGGAAGAGUUCAAAAAACACAUGGAUGAUUUGAAGACACUAAAUGUUGAUGCAUAUCAUUGGUUGAUGAAAGAGCAUCCUUCAACUUGGGCCAGAUCACACUUUUCUACCAAUGCAAAGUGUAAUCUAGUAUCUAACAACAUUUCUGAGUCUUUCAAUAAUUGGAUUAACGAGGCUAGAGACAAGCCAAUUAUCACCAUGAUGGAGCACAUUAGACAUCAGAUGAUGAGCAGAUUCCAAGAGCAAAAAGAUGACCUAAGAAAAUUCUACAGUGAUAUAUGUCCAAAUGUAAUGAAGAAGAUUGAGAAGGCUAAAUUUAAAUCAACAAGUUGUGAAGUUAGAUUGGCAGGGAAUUGGAUCUUUGAGAUAUGUCUAGAGCUCAGAACUUUCAUAGUUGAUCUUCACAAAAGACAAUGUUCAUGUAGAAAGUUUGACUUGACUGGAAUACCAUGUAUACAUGCAUGUGCAGCAAUAAUGUAUGAUAAGAGGAAAGUUGAGGACUUUGUGCAUAAGUAUUAUUGGAAACAAACAUAUAUAAAUGUCUGGGAGGACAUGAUCUACCCAAUUCCUGAUAAGCAAGAGUGGAUUGAGGCAGAAGGUGAGAAACUUCAACCUCCUAUGAUGAGAAUAGCACCUGGAAGGCCAAAAAAAUCAAGAGUGAGAGCCCCUGAUGAACCAAGAGCAUCUGGCGCUAUUAGCAAAGUUGGAAGAAGAAUGACUUGUAGCAACUGCAAUGAAUUUGGUCACAACAAGUUGUCAUGUAAGAAUCCUCCUAAGCCAAAAAGAAAAAAGACAAGUGACAAUGCAGUAGAAUCUUCACGACCGAACAAUAGCAUUAAUCCAACUGGAAACACAAACACUAGUGAAGGCAGAUUUGGUGCUAGAGGUGGAGCUAAUGGAGGCAGAUUUAGUGCUAGAGGUGGAACUAAUGGAGGCAGAUUUGGUGCUAGAGGUGGAAGAAAAACUCGUAUUACAGGUCAUGGGAAUCCAAUUGGACCAAAUGGUGAGACUUUUACUGGAGCUCAUAUAUCGAGAAGAACUACAGUUAGAAAGAGCAACAAGACUACUGUGAUUCAAAAAGAUGUGGCUGAGAAUUCAAGUGGUGUGGUACUUGGUGCAAUUGGUGGGAAUCAGAGGUCAAGUGGUGUGGUUCUUGGUGCAGUUGGUGGGAGUCAGAACUCAAGUGAUGUGGUUCUUGGUACAGUUGGUGGGAGUCAGAGCUCAAGUGGAGUGGGUUUUGGUCCAGUUGGUGGCAAUCAGUGCUCAAUUGGUAGAAUUCACCCUAAGGUAAUAAAGAAAUCAACAAGAUUCGGCGACAUACUCUUCAGUCAAGGCCCAAUCGAUAAACCUGUCUAAUUACCUUGUUUUAUAUUUUGAGUAUAGUUUAAUUUUCUUUUUGAUCAGUUGCUUUUGAAUUUAUCCAAAAUUUGGAAUUUUUGAUGUAUUAUUCAGUUCAUGCAUAAUGUGUUGAAACUGAUUUGCAUAUCCCUUUUUAUGAAAUUUGAAAACUUAUUGUAAUGAAACUGAUUUGGUAUUGAUCAGAUCAUUUUUUGUC